CAUUUAUUGAACUACAUGAUAUGAUGUUACUACCAAUUUUGGCUGCAUAUUGCUGUCAAUCCUUGGUAGAUGGCACUACUAUUUCUGCUCUUAAGGAUAUGAACUCAGAGUGGACAACUGUGGUUUCAGCUGGUCAUCUUGUUGAAGCAUUCAGCACAAUGGGACAACUACAUAUUCUAGACCCAGCUGCAGCAGGUGCUGAAAAGUACUACCACAUCAACUUACACUUGUACAGUGCUGUAAGAGGAGUGGAUCUGGAAGAGUUGAACAUACAGAUGGACUAUUUGGAAAAGGAUGGAUAUGUCAGGUGGACAUUGGAUGCAGGUAAUUGGAAGCUCACGAUCAACUCUUGUGAAAAAGACUUUGACGUUGAUCCUACUGCUUCAGAUGAUGAUGAAUAUCACUGGAGUAUAUUAAUGACAGACCAGAGGUUCUACUUGAAGUGCAACGGUGUUGUCGUCGCAACUGUUGUCAACAGUGAGAGCUGUUAUCAUAAGACUGGGAAAGGAAAACUCGGUAUUGGAGGAUGGGAGCUCACCAACAUGGUCAAUCUUAAAACUCGCUUUGAGAAUAUUAAGAACAUAGGUUCGUGCUCAAUGCCGAGUUACCGUUACAACAAAAGAGGUUUGAUAGGGGUAAAGAAGUUGACCACUGGUGAGGAUUGUCGAUACGAUUGUCAACACACAUCGGACUGCAAAAAGGCUACAGUUGACAUAGCGGAGAAUGCUUGCAAACUUUACUCUAGUUUUGGAGGACAAGCAAGGUAUGUCAAUCAACAAGAGACUGACAGUCAAUCUCGAUACCUCAACUAUCUUUUCGGCACAUCCAUCUCAUUUGAACUGGACUGCUUCGAAUAUAAGGACGACCCAUGUUGGAGAAACGAUGUGCGAUUCGAAUUGGGAUCCGAAGAAACAACUAUAAAAUCAAUAAAGAGUUGUCUGGAUGAUGAGUACGAGAACGAGGAAACUGCUAUGUGGAAUCCAGUGACAGGAAUGUGUUCAGCUGUUCAUGACAAAUAUGUCAAGAUCGCCGAAAUUCCAUCACCUGGCUUCAGUGUGGUGUACAGCCAGUGCAAAGAAUUGAAAGAAGCAACUGAUUACGAAAGCUGCUUUGAAUAUGGAGUAAUCUUGGAGGGAAAUGUUUUGCUCGAAACGACAUACAAGUUCCCUUACGAUUGCAAAGAGGAGUGUGAGGCUAAUGAGGCAUGUAGUGGUUGGAGCUCCAUAACAGAGAUAAGAAGGUGUUAUCUGUACACAGGAGCAGUUUAUCGGGCUAGCUACCCAAGAGCUGUGUCAGGAACUUACAAUUGUGGCACUGAUCUAGCCCCAGUACCUGCACCACCUGGUCGGAUAGUGUACCCGGUCAGUACCAACUUCGACCUCCUCUCAAUCACUUCCCCCGGUCCCCUCAAUCUACUUAUCAACAAUGAUGAUCUUCAGAGAACUGUACAUGUUUACCAGGAUGGUGUUCAUAAGUUCAAGUUUGAUAUGUUUUCGAGGAAACAGAGCAGUGGAUUUGAUUUCAGGAUAGAGGGGUGUCCUGAAGCGUUCAACUACACAAAUCAGCCAUGUGCGUACAGGCGCAGAGCUCAGAACUUCUUUCAGAUAGACUAUCGUCUCUUGGAAAGUGAAAUAAGUGUUUCUCUUUCUUGUGACAACGGACCGGAAAUAACAGAUUGGCAAGACUUCUCAAAAAGUGACAGUAUAAAUCUAACAGUCAACAUGGAAGAAGUAGAAUCAUACUACGUCAGAUUACCUUGCUACGACUUCAUCUCCUUCACACUCUUCCUGUACGCUGGAGAUGAACAGAACUCCCAAAUUACGCUCUUCAAUUAUAAAGAUAACAGUAUUGGUAACAUUUACUGUAAUGGCGGAGAAAGAACAUAUUUCACCAUUUCUGAGGAGUGGGAGUGCGUGGAUGAUAAACAGUACAUGGUUGUGGAGGUGGAAAAAACAAACGAUCACGUUGCAAUAAAGAACAAAGGAAACACCUUGUACAACAAAAUAUUCGGCUCUGGAGACGAAAACUGUAUCAAGACAACUGAAAAAGUUGGCACCCAAGUUUGGGACUACGAAGGUUCCCUCUCCCUUGCCUUUAAUUCCACGGAAGAAGCGACUGUCGAAGAGAUGCCGAAUUAUGUUUUCUUUACUUCUGAUAACUUGGUAGAAACUUGCGGUCUUAGUUUAGAUAAAUGGAACGGAAUCGUAUUCGAAAACUUCGAUCCCAGUGAUAAAUACGGUGCUGGAUUAACAGGUGAUGAUGUAUGUCUUAAUCAUAAUAUUCAUGAUAUCGAUGUUGGUUGGAUGUUCUGAACAGUCGUUUCCAGAAUCAGUGCAAGAUAAAGUUAAUCCCAUACCGAAUAGGAGACAGCGCAGAUAUGUAAAUGCACAGGAGUACAUGAGCGCUGAUGAUGUACCAAAAUACUUGGUUAGAAUUAACCGUGUAGUAGGCUCGAACACAAUUACAAUGUGUACGGGUAGUAUCAUAGCGGCUAACUUGGUACUCACUAGCGGUGGUUGUCUUCAUGAAGAUUGGGCUACCUUUGAUAAGGAGAAACGACUUGUUCCAAUCUCGCAAAUAGAGGUGGUUGCCGGACGCUACAAGUCGUCAGUGACGAAUUCGACAAAGGAGCAGAUCCGGUCCCCUUUACAGAUGUACAUACAUCCUGAGCUAAAGAUGGUCGAUCAUAGGAAGAUGUGGCAGAACGAUAUUGCCAUAAUUCAAGUUGAUGACUUCAAAUUUGGCAUGGAAACAGAUGUCGAUAAAAUAGAACUGUGGCUGUCACACUUUGCUGUCAAUGAGUCGGACUAUUACACAACGCUCUGUGCAUCAGGAUACGGCGACUGGGGCUCCCACAAUUCCAAACAAUAUGACAACCUGUUUGACUCAUGGUACCCCAUCCAACGUGACUUACCCCAGUAUCAGUACCUGGCUUACAUUGACGGUGGUAAAUGUGACACUAAGAACUCCCAUGUUAACGAUGUGGAGGAUAAAAUGGUGACUCAUAGACCCAACGCUGUCAACCAGUAUUCUGCUAAGCCAUUGAUGACAGCUAAAAGGUGUUUUUACAAAUCAUCAGAACUUGGUUUAGUCGGAUACAUCCCCACUAAAGGUGACCACGGAGGUCCUAUAACCUGGACCAGUAAAGACAACAACAUUACUUAUCAGGUAAUGCUUGUACCGUGGGAACCAGAAUCUAAAGCCUCGUUCGAGACGGAUAUGAACUAUGUUCACUGGGGUGAACUGCUUUCCUAUUACACAGAUUUUAUCGGAAAGGUAUUUGACGCAGCGGCAGCUACAAGCAACGCUGCUCACAAGCCCGAGGCCGAGUUCACAGAUUGGACUUCUUUCACUCAGACGGUGUCCCUUAAGUAUUUCGGCCACUUUCAGUAUUACGCCAACUUCGCAGUGAAACCUAUGAAACAUGUUCAGGUAAAUAUAACAUUGAGUGGAGAGAACGCAGCCUACACCAUGCGAAACAGUGUGAUAAACGUGAGGGACAUAGACACUAAGAAAGUUCUCCGACAAUUUGUAGGGCUUAACAGGACUGUUACUGAGUCCGUGGUAGUGACAGCAGGAAGUGAUGGAACUAUCGGUGGUAAAUGGGGAUGUACUCUGAAGGACGGUGAGGGGUACACGGACCCCCCAACUGCUGAUCCUGGCGCAACUCCUACUGUAUUGGGUGAUUACACAACCGAUGGGACUGAAAGUGAACCAGAGGAAGUGAGUGAGGACACUUACACCUGUAUAGAUGCUCCAGUGAACUCAGAGGGUGGCGAACUCAAUACACCAUCUAGUUUUGUUCUAAACAGUAACUGGGAAACUGUUUUCUUUAACUCGACUGCUGGGAAAUCGUUUGAAAUUGAGUUCUGGAUAAACAGACCUUCACACUCAGCUGAUAAGGGUACGGUGACACUGAAGGUUGACUAUAUUUACCUCGACAAAAAUAAAUACGUGGAAGAAGUUGAAGAUCUUUGCGAUUCAGGGCAUAUUAUGUGCGUUGACGAACUCAGCUGUAUCAAUCCGGAACAUGUUUGUGAUAAUGAUCCCGACUGUUAUGAUAAAAACGACGAGACUUCCUGGUGUCUAGACAGACCUUGUCUUUACUCACAAUACCAGUGCACAACAGGAGAGUGUAUAGACCUGCGUAAGUUAUGUGAUGGUAAAUGUGACUGUUUGGACGAGAAUGUCUGUGAGGAUGAAACUCUCCUCUGUUCUGAUUCUCCUUUCCAACAACAGUUCCUAUUGGUGUCAGAGCAAGCUGAAGCAGCGUUAGAGAAAGCAGUUGAAAAACUAAAAAAAGCUCUUCAAUCAGAGAUUUUAGAGGAAGCUGAAGCAGCGUCAGAAAAGAAAAGAGAAUCUCAAGUAUCCUCCUCAGCAGACAAUUUUGAAAUUGCCCUUAGCUUCGUGUUGUUCAUUACAUAUGGAUUAUGCUACAUUUUGGACUAGACUUCUCCCUUACAAAUAUUUUUUGCCCAAAUGAACUCAUCAGUACAUUUUGCAAGGAGAAAAUGUUUUCAUCACAAUAUUACUGUUUGUCGGCCAGGCUCCUUGCCAUGUCGGACGAAUCCAUUUUUCGGUACAAUUUGGAAAACCUGCACUCUUAAAGUAUCUGUUCAUUCAAGAAUGAGUCGUAUAUUUUGAUGAAUUUUGUGAGUGUUCAUAUUUAGUCUUACAUCUUGACAGUUGAAAAUGUGA
Molecule: messenger RNA, 4698 nt
Organism: Bolinopsis microptera
Lineage: Eukaryota; Metazoa; Ctenophora; Tentaculata; Lobata; Bolinopsidae
Exons: 32
Coding region: 2257-4449 (730 amino acids)
Biological process (GO): proteolysis
Cellular component (GO): plasma membrane
Molecular function (GO): serine-type endopeptidase activity; protein binding
Source: RefSeq, a predicted model, not a curated record